Molecule: messenger RNA, 231 nt
Organism: Thermothelomyces thermophilus ATCC 42464
Lineage: Eukaryota; Fungi; Ascomycota; Sordariomycetes; Sordariales; Chaetomiaceae
Exons: 3
Coding region: 1-231 (76 amino acids)
Source: RefSeq, a predicted model, not a curated record
AUGAAUGGUACCCGCAAAGAGUAUUCAUCGACGACUUCCUCCCCUCCCGCGGCCUGCACGGGACCUACCUGGCCGUCCAAGGAGCGCGCUCGGCUCGGUAAUAUCGUCGACCCGAGGAAGCUGCGGGACGAGCCGUCCAUCGCGCUGCCGACGCGGACCCGGGCGCGGGAGUGGGCAGCCGAGAACGGGCUGGCGCCGACCCUGUGCUUCUACUUCGUAUGCGCCCUGUAA